UGAGGUGGGCCAAAGUUUGGGAGUGCGGGAAUUAGGCACUGGAACCAGUGAGGGAACUGCUGAGAGCCACCGUACGCUGAGUUACAGGGCCUUUUGCCACACCUCGGACUUCUGUCAGCUGAAUUCUGGGUGAGGGUGUCAGAGAAGGUGGUAGCAGGAGGAUUGGGAGAGGAAGCAUAAGUUUUGGGGAGCGUGGAAGAAGGAAAGAAGGAGCCUGCAAAAAAUCGAAGGAGGGAGAAAGAGACUGUGAGAAGGUGUGGUGGUAAGGAGACAGAACAGUUUCAAAUCUGCCAGCAAACGAAUACUCUCUGAACUCAGAUUCAAAAAACUUCAAAUCACUUGGGAAAUGAAUUUCUUGCAAAUAAAUGUGGAACAGCUAGUUUAAGGUUGCAUAAGGUCAGGAGCUUCAAAAAACUUGUUACAAAUUUGACUGUACUAAACAUUGUCAAUUGUUAAAUUUAAUAGUAAAAUUGAGAUCUGAGAUUCAGUGAGUGAAGAUGGAACUGCCUCAUUUGUGGCAGUUUUGUGCAUAUGCGGUGAAAAUGCCUUCGAUUUGACCUUAUCAGUCUGUGGAUGGUGUGCUCAGGCUGAUGGAUUCUCAUGUAGAAAUACGUCAAGCAUCUUUAAAAACAUUUCUUAACUGAUGUCUGUGGUCUUGUACCAAUUUAAACAUUCUGCUGUCCAGGAAAUUACUGCUGUCCUUGUGUUUUAUAACUAUAAAUUUCACAAUGAGUUGAUGAUUAUUGAGAAGAUUGAUUAAUUAUUCUAAUUCAGCUUCUAUAUCAGUCCAAAUACCCCAUUUGUCAACAUAAAUACAGAAAGUAUUACUUUAUGACAACAUUACCUAAAAUGAGUUGGUGAGGAUGAAAACAUAGCCCCCAAAUCACACCCCUUCAGAAAAUCUCAAGAGGCGAACAGUGGACACUUGUUGUUUGAAGAAUUGCAAGCUCUCUCUCAUUCCUUUACUGCAGAUCUGGUUGAAUAUUCAUCUGCUUCUAUGCGGUGCCUUGUUCCUCACUGACAUUAUCAAAAAUCACUCACAGAUAUUAAUCCACAGCUCUCCUUUUCCAGUGACCCUGAAAUCCAUAAUUGUUAUUAUGCCGUUCAAUUUUCCUGAUACAAUUCAAUACAAACUAAAAUUAUCCAAUUUCACAUCCUGGCUCUCAAUUCUAUUUUCUUCUGUGAGUGCUUCUGCAAACUUAAGUUUCAAGUGCUCGGCCUUGGAAUUCUACCCCAAGCUGAUCUUGUAGCAGUACACUACCAAAGACUGCCAGCUUCCAAUCUAAUUUGUACGUUAAUCACCUUGAGGCCAGUGUCUCAAACUCCACUCUGCAGAAACAACUACUAAUUCCAAUGACUUUUACCUUUACUGACUUUUCAUUCCUUAAAGUGAUAUCAAUCCUGCACUUUAUUGACAAGUCUCUCGAAACCUUCCAUGCUUUCUGACUCUGAAAUUUUCACAAGUCUGAUAUCAUUGCUUGGACCUGCUCCUUCUUCAUUUCUAAUGUGUGUGUUCUCGACAUCUGACACACUGUUAGCGGAGCUUUGAUCCACUGGGCUCCCCCACUGUUGAUCCCCAUCUCUAGAUACUUCUCUUCACCCAUUCUAAAAAAAACUUCCCUGCAUUUUUAAUCACUUUUGUUCAUUCUUCAACUAUGCAGACUCUGAAGCUAUUUACUUUGUUGUGAGAACUUGUAUAAAUUGCAGUUGUGGAAAUUAGUUUAAUGGUCAGGAAAUGAGGAGUUCAAUAUGGUUUUGUUGUAAAUAUUGGAAAGGACAACCAGUGAUAAAUAAUAUACCUCAUAGAACUAUGACAUUGAUUCUAAUGCUUUGCUUUGUUCCUAUCUAGCUGUGAGACUGGCUUUAAACGUGGUGACCUCUUCAUAUCAUAUCGGAACAUGUUCCAGGAUGUGCGAGACACAGUGGAUUUCAUUCAUGAUUCUACCUGUGAAACCAUUACAGCUGAGACACAAAAUACAAGUAGAUCUGGAGGUGAUUGAUGCUUCAUCCAAUAAAUGGGACUUUGAAGAAGAAAACUCUCGGAAACCUGGAAAAGUAUGUGAUGAAGGAUCCUCGGUUGCCCGUGCUCCUCAGCCGAAUGAAAGAAGUGGGAAAAAUUUUCCUUGCCACCAACAGUGAUUACUCCUAUACAGACGCAAUAAUGAAAUAUUUGUUUGAUUCCUCACUUGGGCAAAAGUCUGGUACAUUGCAUGUCUCCUGGCAUUCCUACUUUGACCUGAUUUUAGUCGAUGCAAGGAAACCUCUAUUCUUUGGAGAAGGAACCGUUCUCAGACUGGUUGACACUGAAUCUGGGAAGCUUCGAAUUGGCACUUACACAGGCCCUUUGCAAAGUGGUAUUGUUUAUUCUGGAGGGUCAUCAGAUAUGAUCUGCGACCUUUUGGGGGUGAAGGGCAAAGAGAUUUUGUACAUUGGAAAUCACAUUUUUGGAGACAUCCUCAAAUCCAAGAAGCGGCAGGGUUGGAGAACAUUCCUGGUUGUGCCUGAACUGGCACAUGAGCUGCAGGUCUGGACAGAGAAGAGCGGACUUUUCGAAGAACUUAGGAACCUUGAUAUGUUUGUGGCAAAUAUUUACAAGAAUCUGGACAGUAGCAGCAAUGAACGUCCUGAUAUCACCUUAAUUCGGAGACAAAUAAAAGCAGUUACCCAUGAGAUGGAUAUGUGCUAUGGAAAGAUGGGAAGUUUAUUAAGAUGUGGCUCCAGACAAACACUAUUUGCUAGUCAGCUGAUGCGUUAUGCUGACCUGUAUGCUGCCUCGUGUAUAAAUCUUCUGUAUUACCCUUUCAGCUACCUAUUCCGAGCACCACCUGUUCUGAUGCCUCAUGAGUCAACAGUUGAACAUGCCCCACAGGACAUGAGCUGCAUGGAAUCUGUCCUAGACAAUCAAAUGAACAAAUUUGAACUAACCAAUGGGAACCACCAGGUCAGUCAAUGUUCAGGCCUGCCUACUACUUCCAUCUCCGCACCCACCAAAGCCAGCAUUAUGCCAUUUUAAGAACAUAAGAAAUAAGAGGAGGAAUAAGCCAUAUGCCCUGCCAUUCAACAAGAUUUUGGCCAUUCUGCGGAGGCCUCAACUCCUCUUUUAUGCUAGCUUCUUAUCGGCUUCAACUCACUGAUAUUCCAAAAUCUAUUUAUCCCCUUUUUAAAUACUUUCUGUGAUCUAGCUUCCCCAACUCUCUGGGGGAGAGAAUUCCAGAUCUUCACUAUCCUCUGAGAGAAUAAAUUCCUUCUUGUUUCAGACAAAAAUGAGUGUCUGCCUAUUCUCUGACUAUGUCACUGAGUUUCAGAUGAUCCCACACAUGGAAACAUCUUCUCAACAUCUCCCCUGUCGAUCCCCUCAGAAUUGAUUAUGUUUUUGCAUUUCAUGCACAGGAACACCCAAUAUGUUGCACUUUUAUGGAGUCUCUUUCCAUUUAAGUAAUAGCCUGCCUUUUGAUUCUUCUCAACUUCUCAUUUUUCUUCAUUAACCUUCAUCUGCUGCAUUUUUGCCUCUUCAACUACCUGAAUCCACAUCACAAUAUGCUUUCUUACCUAUUUAUGUAGGGUCAGCCAAUUUGGAUACAUUACACUCUGCCCUUCCUUCAAGUAAUUAACACAGAUUGUAAACAAUUGAGGUCUGAGGACUGAUCUUUGUGGUACCCCACUUGUUGCAAUCUGAAAAAGACCCAUUCAUCCAGACUGUGUUCUGUCUGUCAGCCAAUCCUCAAUCUAUACAAAUAAUUACCCUCAGAGCGGAGUUCCCAGAUUGUGCAAUAACAGUUUAUGUGGUGCUUGAUCAAAUGGUUUUGGAAUUCCAAACAUUAUAUUUACCAGUUCCCCUUUGUCAAGCCUGCUUGUUAUAUCUUGAAAGAUAUAAACCUCUGAGACUAUCUUCCUCAAAGAACUCUAGCAAAUUCACCAAACAUGAUUUCUCUUUGACAAAAUCCUUUGACUUUUUUGAUAAACUUUAGCAUUCUUGUUGUUUGUUUUAUAUUUCUUGCCAAGUUACAUGCAAAAUCAAUUUUCACAC
Molecule: messenger RNA, 4027 nt
Organism: Chiloscyllium plagiosum (whitespotted bambooshark)
Lineage: Eukaryota; Metazoa; Chordata; Chondrichthyes; Orectolobiformes; Hemiscylliidae
Source: RefSeq, a predicted model, not a curated record